GUUGCUGCUGCCGUUUGCUUCUUCCCUGUUCAUGGUGUUGUGUUGUUUCGGUUGCUGCUGCUGCUGACGACGACGAAUUGCAGAGAAGAUCGAGGAGAUGCGGUUGAAACUGCUCCACAGUCUGCGGUUCAGUCAGCACGGAAAGCGCCAACAAGCAGCAGCGCAGCAGCUGCAUCAGCGCGGAAGGGCGAUUGUAGCUUGCGGCGGGGGCGGCGGAGCUGCCGGCAGCAGCAGCGACGGCGACGGCGCUAGCGUUGCCGAAGGAGGCGGUGGCGGCGGUGGUGGCGGGGGCUAUGGCGGCGGCGGUGGCUAUGGCGAGGGUUGUGAUUUGGUGCUUGGGGAGCUGAUUGGGGAGGGCACCUUUGCACGGGUGUACCGAGGCUACUGGCGCGGCACCCCGGUGGCCAUCAAGACGCUGGUGCUGCCCGCCUACAUGAGCGGUGCGGAGAAGCGACACAAGAUGGCCAUCAUGGAGGCCGCCAUCAGCAGCAGCCUGGCUCACCCGAAUGUGGUGGCCACAUACACGUAUGUGAUCAAACCGCUCAAGGAUGCCUCGGGCGGUGGUGGUGGUGGCGGUGGCGGCUCCCGUCUCCGUGCAGGCGGGUUCGGGUCGGAGCUCACCUCCUCCGCAAUACUAGUGGGCAGCAGGGACGCUACGGGCGCCAGCAGUGUCACACUGGGCGGCACACCGGGCAACCGGGCGGAGCGGGGAGGCGGGGGUGGCGGGGGUGGUGGGGGUGGGGGCAGGAGCCGCCCGCUGUCGCUACCGCCGGCCGAGGAGGCAGCAACAGCUGCAGACGGCGGCGGCGGCGGUGAUGGAGGCGGAUGCGGCGGCGGCGGCGAAGGGGGCGGUGGUGGCGGUGGUGUCCCCACCAUCCACAGCUACGCGGUGCAGCUGGUGCUGGAGUACUGCGACGGGGGGUGUCUGCGGGAGGCGCUGGAUGCGGGGGUGUUCUUCGGGGCCACCGGCCUCAACGUGCCGGCCAUCCUGGACACCGCUGCUGACGUGGCGCGAGCGCUGCUGCACCUGCACUGCAACGACGUGCUGCACGGGGACCUGAAGGCGGACAAUGUGAUGCUCAAGUCAUGCGGAGGGGAGGGACGGGGGCUGGUGGCGAAAGUGAGGGAGGAGGAGGGAGGAAGGCCCCGCUGCUUUCUGGUUCCGCACAAAGGAGCUUCAAGUGUCAAGGGUUGGGCGAUGGCGGUAGUGGUUGUUUGCACCUCCUCCCCGCAAUACACACACACCGCACUAGCGGCCAGUUACUUUUAACACACCGUACGAGCGGCCAGUUUUCUUCGUUCCGACUCGCGGCCAGCUUUCUGAACACACCGUGCCCCAACCCUCCCCCACGCUGGGUGCCCUGACCUGCCCCCGCCCUGCAUGAGUCGGGAUAUGGGAUUGGGACUCGUUGUUUCACUUAUAUAAUUUUCCCCCCCUUUUCAUUACUCUGUUACCGGUACCCCCCACCACCACCACCACCAGGUCGCUGACUUCGGUCUGGCCAUCAAGAUGGACCACCUCAGCUCGCACGUGUCCUCCACAUUCCAGGGCACCCUCACACACAUGGCGCCAGAGGUGUUGCUGCACGGUCAGGUGUCCCGAGCCGCUGACGUGUUCGCAUUCGGAGUGACGCUGUGGGAGCUGUUUACGGGCGGUCGGCCCUACCCCGGGGUGCCCGCUGCGCUGCUGGGCCACCUGACCAGCCGGGAGGGGCGCCGACCCGCCUUCCCGCCCGGCACCCCGGAGGGUUACAGGCGGCUGGCGGAGAGCUGCUGGAGGGGGGAGGCGGCCAGCAGGCCGAGCUUUGAAGAAAUCCUGGCUACGCUCACCGCCCUCCGAGCGGAAUAUCUCGGCCCCACGCCCUGCCUGUCGUACACCCCCCUCACACCGGAACAACGCCGACUGCAAAAGGCCCGGGAACGGGAACAAGCGAUGGCGCUAGCGGAGGCAGCUGCUGCUGCUGCUUCGGCUGCUGCCGCUGCCGCUACUGCCAAGAACGGUGGCGGCGGGAAGAGUAUCGGUACGGUGGGAGGAGGAGGAGGAGGAGGGGAGCUGUUAAGCGGUAGCAGCGGUGGCGUUGCGGCGGCAGCAGCGGCGUUGAGAGCGCGAUUGAAGGCGGCGGUGGCGGAGAAGGAGAGGGAGAGAGAGGAGGAGAAUGUUCGGAGGAGGUCUGCAUCGACCUCGGCCUCUGCGCCGCUUCCCCUGGCGCAGCAGCAGCAGCCGUACCGGCGCUGGAAUAGCCAUGAAUCCGAAUUGGACUCUCCCUUAAGAACCGGGUACGGCAACAACAACAGCAGCGGCAGCAACGGUCACGACAACCACCACAACCACCACCACCAGAGCGACGGUCCGUUGUUAACCAUUGCUAACGGUCACAACGGAAACAACUACCCCCACAACAACCACCACAACCUCUGGGAGGGCGGCUUCAUAUCGCCGCACCGAACUGCCAGCUGCUACGGCUCUGCUGGUGGGGGUGUUGGUGGGGGCGGCAGCGGCAGCCUCAGCGGCGUGUCUCCUGUUUCGCUGUCUCCUGGCAGGGGCGGAUCGGCAAGCGGGGGGUCAGCAGCAGCAGCAGCUGGCAGCGGUAACGGUGGCGGCAGCAGCAGCGGAGGCGGAGGUGGAGGGUCACGGCGAAGGUCAAGGUCCAGAUCUCGAGCGGACGAGCCGGUUAUAGUGGUGGGUCACCGCAACGUGUCGCUGUCCAUCGCCAUCACCUCCACCUCGGUCGUGUUGGAGCCCAUAUCUGAGACUCGCAACGAGGGGGAGCCGGAGGGCUCCUCGCCCUCGCAGGAGGACAACAUCCUCAUGACGCUGGGGUAGGUGGUGGGGGUGGCGGUGGGGGUGGUGCGGGUGCUGGUGGUGGGGGCGGCAGUCCAGGUAUUAUUAACUCUGGGCUGGGAUGAUGAUGCUGGUGAUGGUGCUGUCUGUCCGCACCUGCUGGGGUGAUGAUGCCGGCAGUCCUGGCAGCAGCCCUGACCGCGGCUGCAAGCUGUUGUUGCUGUGCGGGUGUGGAGGCGUUCGAAUGAUGCGGUGCGGGGGUCUGUACAGCGCAGGGCGGAGUGUGCAGGCAUGUGCCGCUUGCCUCGGAGUGGUGAAAACGGAUGAUGCUCCCUGCACUAACGUAUUGAGGAUGUAUAUGGAUGGGACUUGCUGAGGAACGAGGUGAAAACUGGAGAGCAGAGUUGGGCAAUGAUAACAGUAUACAUUGAAAACGGACGUCUUUUCUCGUACAUAUUGCAGUGCUGCGCAUUGUGGUGCGGGUAUUUGUAUACGCCGUGCACCGUGUGAAUCCGCGAGCGCACGUCUUUCCAGGCAUGUAGGCCUUGGGAACGCCAAUCAAGAUGGAAAAACAGCACGGACUGCAUGGCGACGGUAUGGGACGUCUAUGGGCUGUAUGAUGCUGUGUCGUGCUGUGCUGUGUCGUGCGGAGAGUACCGGUACUUAUUGCCUCGUUCCGUCCUGUUGCUCAUUUUCAUCGUUCACCUUUCGAUGCGCAUUGCUCUCAAACAUGAAUCCAACCCUGAUACGGAGGCGGGGAAGGUGUCCCCUGCUUGCUUGUUUGCUUGGCAUGCAUCCCACAUUAUUAGCAUACCGAUAAUGCUCAACAUCCCCCAACAGAGAGGCGCUUGGUUACGCGUGCUAAGGACAUUUCAUGUGUUUCAGUUGGGAAGUUACCGUAAACUUCGUACUAAUAAGGUCAUGCUUCAACGGCUUAUCCACUGGUUUGGCAAAUUUUCGCAAACCUUGUUCACACACUCCUUGGCUUUCGGAUUAUCAAACUCUUCAAUGGAACCUAUGUUCAAAUGGGUGUUGCUUUCUAAGUAAUUGGGAACAUCCGUUUGGAUUGUAUCAUUUGUAUGCCGCCUACCUGGGUGCAUGCGGGUGGUGGCGGGUCCGGCGAUUACAAACGGACGGAGACUCCUGUCGCGGCAGGUAGCAAAAGGGGCAGCAUGGCCUCCCCUUUUCGUAUUCUGCUGGGCCAUGCAAAUAAACACUGAAUAAACACUUUGCCACACUGGGCUGUAUGGUGAAGGUGCAGGCAGGACAAAGGGCUGAUUUAAGGGCUGUGGAUUUCUUGAGUGCCCCUUGCGGACUAUUGGGCUUGACGAGGGGUGCUGUAAACCCCGGGCAUGCCGCGUACCGUACCUGCUGAGUGGUAAAAACCCUAAAUUCCGUUUACAUGAGAGAUGAGGUGGCUUCACGCUUUGUGGUUAGGGAGGUUGCCGGUGUUCAUACAUUGGUUUGCACCGACCUGCGGGGUUGUACUGGAUAGGACGUGGUGACUAGUAUUGACUGAAUGACAAGGUUGCAUGCAGCGUGUUUUGUGCGUGUAGCCGCGUUGGGUUGGUUGGUUGGGUGGUUGAUGACCAGCCAUGAUGAGUGUGAUGGGUUU
Astrephomene gubernaculifera is the source of this 4397-nucleotide messenger RNA. The record is from the annotation of a GenBank genome assembly. NCBI's taxonomy places the organism in Eukaryota, Viridiplantae, Chlorophyta, Chlorophyceae, Chlamydomonadales, Astrephomenaceae.